Sorex araneus (European shrew) is the source of this 1332-nucleotide messenger RNA. RefSeq names its product calcium homeostasis modulator family member 4 (gene CALHM4). The record is from RefSeq and is a predicted model, not a curated record. The coding region runs from base 1 to 1332 and encodes 443 amino acids. The transcript is spliced from 3 exons. Lineage: Eukaryota; Metazoa; Chordata; Mammalia; Eulipotyphla; Soricidae. Gene Ontology annotation, molecular function: monoatomic cation channel activity.
AUGAAUCCAACUCUCAAUAGUAUUAUAUCUUCUCUGCAGAGAAAUGGAACAUGUAUUAAUUCUUUAAUUGCUGCUUUGACUAUUGCUGGACAACAGCUGUUCUCUUCUUAUACAUUUGGAUGUCCCUGUCAGGUGGGAAAGAACUUCUAUUAUGGUUCUGCUUUUUUAGUCAUUCCAACCUUGAUUCUUCUGCUUGUUGGCUAUGCUCUGAGAAGUCAAACAUGGACAAUCACUAAUGAAUACUGCUGCAAAUGUGGCUCUCGACACCAGAAAGUCAGCCCCUUGGAGCGCAAGCUGGCUUGCCUUCGAUUCUUUGGCAUCACUGGAAGGGCACUUGUUGCUCCAUUGACAUGGCUGGCAGCGAACUUGCUAACAGGUAAUUACUAUGAAUGUGCUGCAAGUGAAUUCACAUCUGUGGACCAAUACCCGGUGUUUGACAAUGUCAGUGCUGACAAACGGGAAGAAAUGCUGGCUGAGUUUCCAUGUUUCACAUCAACUGAGUCUGAAGAUAUGACCCUGGUAAGAGAUGACAUAGCCCUUCUGCACAGAUACCAGUCUCAGAUGCUGGGCUGGAUUUUGAUCACCUUGGCAACUGUUGCUAUCCUUAUCUCCCGCUGUGUGGCAAGGUGCUGUACUCCCUUCACCUCCCUGCAGUAUUACUACUGGGACAACCACCUCCACAAUGAGCAGGAGCUCUUUCAACAGGCUGCAGAGCAGCACUCGCGAUUCCUCAUCAGAAAGCGUAUCCAGAAACUAUUUGGUUUUGUCCCUGGAGAUAAAGAAGUCAAACACAUCCGUAUUCCUUCUUGUCAGGACUGGAAAGAUAUGUCAGCACCCAGUCUUCUCUGCAUGGGUGAGGACUUUCAAGGUCAUUAUAGCUUCUUAAGAGACAGGGUGGAUGAAGAGAAUGAAGAAGACAAAUCAGAAGGCAUUGAAUUAAAAGGAAUGUCUCUCGCCCAACUCCCGUGGACCCCAAGCUGCGAGGCUCGGGAACGGCUAGUAGCCACCCGACAGCGACCACCACCCGACCCUCAGACCAAUUUCGCGGCACCUCCCAGGAGCCAAAGAGCCACAAGGCGGAAGUCGGGAUCCACGAAAUUCGCUCGAGCCUCGAGCAUCCAGCGGCUAGUGCCGCUGUCCCCACCCGGGCCAGCGAGGCGGGCCUCCAGCCCAGACCAGUCGAGUGACGAUGCUGUGCUGAAGGGGCUUCUCAGCUUCAGGUCCCACAAAGUCAGCAACCCCAUCGUAGGUGUCUGCAGCGAAUGCCGGACGGCGGAUCGGCACCACGCCGGCGAAUCCCAAGCGGGCGUGGUACAGGCAGCAUAUCAGUGA